AUGGCUGAAUACAAGCUAUCAUACGAGUCCCAGCUGGACGUUUACCAUCCCUCCUACCGCUACGAGGCCCAUGACCCGCGCGACUGGAAAUCUGCCGCUCUCCGUGGACCAGCUCUCCCGGCCCUAGGGAAUGCAACUGCCGGUGCAGUUGGCGCAGCCAUCUCCAAUGUGGUCGUCUAUCCCCUCAGUGUCAUCGUCGCCCGUCUACAGACCCAGAAGCAGAAAGGCAGCAACUCGAGCGAGAAAUCAGACGAUGAUGAGAAUGCCGACGAAGAAUAUAACAGCGUGGUGGAUGCUGCCCGCAAGAUAUAUGCACAGCAAGGCAUCGCCGGCUUUUACCCUGGUCUGGCACAGGAUACUUGGAAGACCAUCGCGGAUUCGUUCCUUUUCUUCCUUGCAUAUAGUGCCAUCCGUCAGAAAAGGAUAGUCGCGCAUGUAGGCGCAGAGCGAGCUGCCAAGAGCAAAAAUAUAGUCCUCCCGAUAAUGGACGAACUUGUCGUUGGUAUCUUGGCUGGCUCGUUUGCCAAGCUAUUCACCACACCACUUUCGAAUAUUGUCGCGCGCAAGCAGACAUCUGCGGGACGAAAAGGUGAAAAUACGAAGAACUUGUCAACGAGUAAUAUCGCAGCACGCAUUCGCGCCGAGAAGGGUAUACUGGGCUUUUGGUCUGGAUACUCGGCCACCCUGAUUCUUACCUUGAACCCAUCUCUCACGUUUUUCCUCAAUGAGUUCCUCAAACGGACCCUCCUCCCACGAUCAAAGCGCGACAAGCCCCCUCCGGCUUUGACAUUCCUGGUGGCGGCCCUAAGCAAAGUUGCCGCUUCAUCAAUCACAUACCCCUUCUCCCUCGCGAAAACCAGAGCUCAGGUAAUGAGCUCGGACUCGAAAUCUAAGUCUGGAGCUGCGCAGAAGACUCAGACUUCUAUCCUCGCCUCUCUCACACCCGAAAUACUUCGCACAGUUGCUACCAUCGCCCGCACUGAUGGUAUACCAGGGCUCUACGCUGGUCUACAGGGUGAAAUGCUAAAAGGUUUCUUUUCACACGGCUUUACAAUGCUCGCAAAAGACGCCGUAUACGCUUUUAUAGUCAAGAGCUACUAUCUCCUUCUAAUUCUGAGACGUCGCUAUCCUACGCCCGACGAACUUAUUCAGCGUGCCCGUGAACAGGCCGAGGAGUAUACAGAGAUCGCGCGGGAAGGGGCUCGUGACCUAGCAGAGAGAACCAAGGAGAGUGCCGAGGAGCUGCUGAGUGCUAAUUCUGGCGGUGUUGCCGCCGAUGCUGCUAGAAGUGCGAACCGUGGCAUUGAUGCUUCUUCAGGUCUGAAGGGUGCUGUUUCAUCGGUUUCUGAUGAGAUUAAUGAGACAGCUGAGCUGGUCGGUGAUUAUGUUGAGGAUGAAGCGGCUGAGUGGAAGAGUCUUUAUCAUUGGUUCUGGACAAAGGAUCAUGGGUCGCGGGAUUGA
This is a messenger RNA of Penicillium griseofulvum, 1461 nucleotides long. RefSeq names its product putative mitochondrial carrier protein. The transcript is spliced from 2 exons. Bases 1 to 1461 code for a protein of 486 amino acids. NCBI's taxonomy places the organism in Eukaryota, Fungi, Ascomycota, Eurotiomycetes, Eurotiales, Aspergillaceae. The record is from RefSeq and is a predicted model, not a curated record.